GAAUGCGGCGGGGCCCACUCUUCCCCAUGACUCCGCAGCUCGUCUUCAAAACUAAAGCGCCGGUCUCCAGCUGCUUCCGACGCCAAAGCUGAUAAAGAAGAAUCUCGAUAACUCGAUAACCGUCGCUGCCCCCAUAUCCAAGCCUGAGCGACCCAAGCCACGAUUAGGGUUAGGGUUUGGUUGGCCGGCGAGGAUGCUGGAUCUCCAGAAGCGGCGGGUCCAGCUCGCGCUCUUCGUCGCAGGCCUCAUCGCUCUCAGCAUGACAGCUGAAAAGUUCAGGGAACUUGUUGGAAAAGGAGCUGCAUCCAAAAGUGGUGAGUUUACAUUUUUGAACUGCUUUGACAUGGGCUCCGGAACUCUUGCUUGUGGGGCCAAAGAAGGCAUCAAACUCUAUGUCUACAACCUCCGAAGUGCUCAUGUGGAGAAAAUGAGGCAGCGAGCCACUGAGGCUGCAUUAACUGAUGCAUUGAAGGAAGGGUUGAGUGCGAGUGAUGCGGCGAAGCAGGCACAAAAAGUUGGAGCAAAAGCUGCAAAGCUGGCUUCCAGGCAGGCCAAGCGCAUUUUGGGUCCUAUUAUAUCCUCAGGCUGGGACUUCUUUGAAGCCAUAUACUUUGGGGGCACCAUGACAGAGGGAUUUCUCAGAGGAACUGGCACCUUGUUUGGUACCUAUGCAGGGGGGUUCCAUGGAGAACAAAGGCUGGGUCGGUUGGGUUAUCUUAUGGGAAGCCAUCUGGGUAGUUGGGUUGGAGGAAGGAUAGGGUUGAUGGUAUAUGAUAUUGUAAAUGGAGUGAAUUAUUUACUUCAGUUUGUCCAACCAGAAGAAAACACAAGCUCCGUUUUUUCUGAUGAAGAUUCUGAUUCUGAAGAUACAUAUAAAACAGAUGAACACAUUCACUAUGAAAGUCCAAGUGGGGAAACUGGUUAUUAUGAAACUCCACAAGGUGAAACAGAAGAGGCUGAAGCCUCAGGGGGUUGGGGUAUUUUUUAGAUGAUUAACCAGUGAGAUGCUAAUGAUUGUUGUGACAUAUGUAGCAAUUUCCAUUUUCACGUUUCUUAGUGUAAUUUGUGCAGUAGUGUUGAAUAUAUUUUGUUUUGGGUUUAUCAGUGAAGCAUCAGGUCACUGGAGACACAGAAAUAGUUUAUUACGUGUUGCCGUGUUGGAAAACACAAUCUGAAUUGCUUGACGAUUGAAAGAUUCUACAUCUUUAAGAUUAUGGGUCAAUAAACAGCUUUGUUGCUGGUUGUCUUAA
This is a messenger RNA of Phoenix dactylifera (date palm), 1250 nucleotides long. RefSeq lists its product as uncharacterized. The record is from RefSeq and is a predicted model, not a curated record. Lineage: Eukaryota; Viridiplantae; Streptophyta; Magnoliopsida; Arecales; Arecaceae.